Messenger RNA from Nematocida minor, 765 nucleotides. RefSeq names its product DNA-directed RNA polymerase II subunit RPB3. Gene Ontology annotation, cellular component: RNA polymerase II, core complex. NCBI's taxonomy places the organism in Eukaryota, Fungi, Microsporidia. Gene Ontology annotation, molecular function: protein dimerization activity; DNA-directed RNA polymerase activity. The coding region runs from base 1 to 765 and encodes 254 amino acids. The record is from RefSeq and is a predicted model, not a curated record. The transcript has a single exon. Gene Ontology annotation, biological process: DNA-templated transcription.
AUGAUACAAAUUGGCAUAGAAGAAGUAACAGAAGACAACGUCAAGUUUACUCUUCUGAACUGCACUCUGGGAAUGGCCAAUGCUCUGCGCCGCGUUAUCAUGACAGAAAUACCCACUCUAGCCAUAGAUAUAGUGCAGUUUGAUAAGAACUACACGGUAAUACCCGAGGAGAUGACAACCGACAGACUGGGCCUCAUUCCCAUAGAGAGCAGCACAGCCAGCAAGUAUCUGUACCCCAAAGACUGCAGCUGCAAGAGCUUCUGCAAGCAGUGCUCCAUUUCCAUCCUUUUGGACGCAAAAAAUGAAGGAAAGUCUCCGUGGACUGUUACAUCGAAAAAUCUUUUUGUGGAAAAUGAAGCCCCAAAUAUCGGCGAUCCCAUGAGCCCAUCGAUAGUCACAAGGCUGGGCCACAAGCAGGCGAUAAAGUGCAAAUGCAUAGCGGUCAAAGGCAUAGGCAAAAAACACGCCAAAUGGUCUCCUGUCUCCACUGUUGCCUUUGGAUACGACGCAGACAACUCCCUCAGGCACACGAAGUACUGGCACGAGCAGGAUAUUAACAAAGAAUGGCCAGUUGCCUGGUUUGCAGAUAAAAAUUCUCCUGCGCAGUCUGAGAGUUAUGUACACAGCACAGACCCGAACAAGUUCUACUUCAACGUAGAAGUGGUCAAAGGAUGUUUAAAGCCCAUGGAAGUGCUAACGCAGGCUGUCCAUGUCCUCAAAGACAAAUUCAAGCACAUAAGAGAUGCUCUAGAAGAUAUACAAUAA